AUGGUGAACAUUACCGACUCGACGUGUGACUUUGGCCUCGCGUACUCGGAAGAUGGCUGCACGCGGACGCUGGCGUCGUACAACCCGAGCGCGUACCACACGGUGCAAGCCGUGUAUUUGGCCACGGGAGGGGUGAGCGUCAUUGCCAGUGUCAUUCUCUACGUCCGCUCGGUGAAGCACGAAGGGGCGUUGCUGCAGCAGUACAGCUUCCUCUUUUGCUGCUACGGGGCCGUGACUAUGGUCAUUCGGGGCGCAGACCCCCUGAGCUACGGGUAUGUGAUCCCGCGCCCGAUCAGCGCCUUCCUCGCGGACACGUGUACUGCUGCGCUCUACUCGGUGUAUAUCAUGGCGCUGGGCUACUGGGCGACGAUCAUUCAGCGCGGUGCGGCCGUGACGGACAAGCCCCCGCAUCUCGUGUGCUUAGAGAGCAUUGCUAUUGCUGUGGUGUGGACGUUCCAAGUCCUGUACGACAUGUGCCUCUUUCUGUCGAAAGGGUUCAAUCCACAGGGCCUCGUCUACAUGCAGCUCACGGUGAGCGCUUGUAUGCUCGGUAUCAUUAGCACCGUGUUCCUCAUCUACGGACUACGCGUCUUGAGUCGCCUGCAGCAGUACGAGCGACAGCUGAAAUUGCGCGUACCGAGUCUACGGUCCGACCGCAUGAUGUCGAACCGGUCGUUUGACAUGAACAUGAGCGACGACGAAGACGGUACGCCCGUGAUGCGGGAUCGCAAAGCACAGCACCGUCCUCAAGAGGGCCACGUUGGCAAGAUCAAGAAGAUUUUGUUUGUCGUCGAGACAUGCUCGGUGGUCGUCGUAGCGGCCCAAAUGUACAUGGCCAUUGCCCGCACGAACGACACGCCGAUCGAGUUAGAAUGUGCAAAUGGCAAACACUGCGAGCUGGUCGAGUGCUCGGUCAACGUGCUGCACAUUUUCCAGAUUGUGUGUAUUUGGGUCAUCCUGUGGACUUUCCGCAAGAUUCAGAAAAAAGCGGUUGUCCCGCGACCCCACCGCGUCGCUUGA
Messenger RNA from Hyaloperonospora brassicae, 1020 nucleotides. The record is from the annotation of a GenBank genome assembly. NCBI's taxonomy places the organism in Eukaryota, Oomycota, Peronosporomycetes, Peronosporales, Peronosporaceae.